This is a messenger RNA of Lotus japonicus, 803 nucleotides long. RefSeq names its product scopoletin 8-hydroxylase-like. The record is from RefSeq and is a predicted model, not a curated record. The annotation marks the transcript as partial. NCBI's taxonomy places the organism in Eukaryota, Viridiplantae, Streptophyta, Magnoliopsida, Fabales, Fabaceae. The transcript has 2 exons.
UGUUUAUACAUUUUCAGGGAAGCUGCACUUGAGUAUUUGAAGUUGUCAUCCAAGUUGGUUAAACAGCUUGUGGAAAUCUUGGUAGGUAAGCUCGGAGUCGAACUUGAUGACUCAAAAAUUGAGUCCCUUCUUGGUAUGAAGAUGGUGAAUAUGAACUACUACCCAGAGUGCCCGAAUCCAGAACUAACAGUGGGUGUAGGGCGCCACUCAGACAUGGGAACCAUCACAGUGCUACUCCAAGAUGGCAUUGGUGGCUUAUAUGUCAAAGUAGAAGAAGACAAUGAUGCUGAAAAUGGAGAGUGGCUUGAAAUUCCACCAAUCCCUGGAGCUCUAGUCAUCAAUAUUGGUGAUACUUUGCAGAUACUGAGCAAUGGGAAGUACAAGAGUGCUGAACACCGAGUAAGGACAACAAGCACACAAUCCAGAGUAUCAGUUCCUGUGUUCACUGUGCCUCUAGCUUCAGAGAGGAUUGGACCAUUGCCAGAGGUGGUGAAGAAAGAUGGCUUGGCACGUUAUAAGGAAGUUGUGUGGCAGGAUUACAUGAACAACUUUUUUGGGAAUGCUCAUGCUGGAAAGAAGUCUCUUGAUUUCGUAAAAAUCAACUCUGCCAAACUAGAAUGAAGAUUGAAUCAAAUCAUGUGACCUCUCUCAUGGGUCUUCUACACAUGAAACGUUGCCUCUGUCUGCACAAUACUCUGUUUUGUUUUUCUCGUUCCCAGCACUCUGUUUUUCUUUUGUGUACCUUGUUCAAAUAAGGCUCUCUAUUAAAACAAAUCAAACGAAUGCGAUUAUUUUCUUGUCAA